Molecule: messenger RNA, 2372 nt
Organism: Linum trigynum
Lineage: Eukaryota; Viridiplantae; Streptophyta; Magnoliopsida; Malpighiales; Linaceae
Source: the annotation of a GenBank genome assembly
CCGUGAACAUACCAAGAAGGUUUUGGUAGUUGCAGGGAGAAUAAAAUGAAGCAGGAAGAAACAAGAGGAGACCAUCUGCCAUCUGUUGGUAGCCCAGGUAGUAGACCAGCGAUGGCCGCCCGGUUUUCCCCCAACUCUGUAACUCAGCAACCAUCUCCAUUUCCAACUCCUUCACCAUUCUCUGUCCCACCAUCCACCAGGUGGAGCUCUGCAGGGCCUCCAAUCCACCUCUCGGUUCUCGUCCUAAGGUUCUUGGCGCUCCUAUUCUCUUUCAUCUCUGCAGUAGCACUGGCUUCUCCAUCAGCAACCAAGGCUCAUGAUCAUCAUCAUCUUCAUCAGAAUCUACCUUUGAAUUCAGAACUGGUGUACUGCUUGAUUGUGUCGGUUCUGGUCUUCGUCUACUCGGCUCUCCAACUGUUCAAAGGCGUUUGUGACAUGGUGCACAGCGGGAUGCUCAUCUCAGACAAGGUCUCGGAUUACAUGAACUUUCUUCUUGAUCAACUGGCAGUGUACCUUGUGAUAUCUUGUUUAUCAGUUGGGGUAAUAGGGACCAAAAGAAUGGAGGCAUGGUCAACAUCACAGUGGAGUAAGGCUGUCAUUUCGGUAUCAAUGUCUGCUGCAACUUUCAUUGUGAUUGCAGCUUGUGGGCUUCUGUCAGGAUACAAGCUCUGUAAGAGGAUCAUCUGGUGAACCUCUCACCCUUCACUAGUAAUCUGUAUCGGAGAGCUACUCGUAAAUUAACAAUCUCAUCCUGAAUCUCAUCUGGCUUCAUAAGUCCCCCUUUUUUUCAAGUCCAAGCUCAAAUAUUAACUGUGACUUUGGUGAACUAAUCUGGCCUAUUUUAUCCUAUGAUUCAAUAUAUUUUGCCAUAUGAUUUGUUAUGAUAUGUAUCUUUACGUGACCUGAACUCAUUUUUAUGCACCACGGAGCUCAUUCAAUAUCUAUGAUAUGCGGGUUGGAUCCGGUCCUUAAGCCUCUGUUAGCGAACUAACCACUUGGCCCCAAUAACUCGAGUUGUUGGGAAAGUGAUAGUUAAGCCUUUUUAGCCUCUUAUAUACGCCCCCUCAAACGAAAGCCUACCUUUGUCGGGGUUUUUUAUACGGUUUGCACAGGUGAACGUAUCAUUCCUAGUGCUGCCAAACCCAUUAGGCUUUCAGUUUGUACAGGUUGGACAUACCAUUCCUUGUACUAAACCAUUGUUUGCUUAAAUUGGGGGUCGUCAUGAGGAUUCAAAACCAUGACCUUUCGGUUCUAGGCUCUGAUACCAUGUUAGCGAACUAACCACUUGGCUCCAAUAACUCGAGUUGUUGGGAAAGUGAUAGUUAAGCCUUUUUAGCCUCUUAUAGCCUCCUUGUUUAAGGAGGUUCUUAAACCAUUUUUAUUGGCUGAUACUAGAUUAGGUAGUUAACAGGGGUUAGUAGUUAAUAGUUAGUUAGAACAAAUAAGAUAUUAUGAAAAUAUAAUUAAUAUUACUCAUUAAUGAUUCUCUUUCUCUCUCCCCCUUGGUCUUCUCCAUAACCCUCUCUCUCCACUACAAUUAAAAGGAAAUUCAAAAUUAAUUUAAUUAAUUAUUAUUAUCUAAUAUUUAAUAAAUUCGAACUUAAUAUUUUUUAUUUUUUAAAAUGAAAAUUGAAAAUUAAAAUAUAUGCUCUCUCACUUUGUGACAACUUGCAAUACCGUAUUAACAUUUUGCAAUGACAUUAUCAACAUUUAUGAAAUGAAUCGUUAUUAUUAUACCCAGGGUUCAAGAAGGCGCGCCUAGGCGCACGCCUAGGCUCAACUAGGCGCUAGGCGGUGGAGGAUCGCCUUGACUUGGUCAUAGGCGUUGUAAAAGGCGCUGGUAGCGCUUAGUAGGUAGGAAUAGUGCUUAGUUUGCGCCUAGUGGAGAGAAGGCGUGCCUGGGCGUUCUGGGCGAGCUUAAGCGGUUAAACCCAAUACUCUUCGUUUUGUCCUAGAAAAUCAGAAACUUGCCUCUUGCCCUAGAAAAUCAGAAACACGGGAAGUAACAUCUGCUGCCGCCUGCCGCCCUAGCUGUCGCCCCAUCUGCUACCGCCUGCCGCCCUAGCUCUCGCUCCAUUUGCUGCUCUCUGCCACCGCAGGAGAAAGUCAUCGAUCACUCUUCUCGCCUUCACACCGCUCCGCUGCUAUAGUGGGAAAUAAAGUCGAAACUCGUCAAUUGCUGCUCCUUCCUUCUCCUCGGUACGUAGCACAAGCUUCUUGCCUCUAUAAGCACCUAUUAGCAGAUGAUUGGUCACUAUUUACUUGUUAUUUGUUAUGUUAAGUGUUUACGGUUAAGAACUAGGCAUUGCUAAUUUUAUAUGCACUUGGAUUAUAUGAAUUAUUCCAGAAAACAAUAAAUAUUUGAGAAUUUU